GUCAUAUUGUUUUUGUUGGUUACAGAGGUUAGGUUACUGUAGUCAAAACAUCUUAUUAAUAAGAAAAAAAAUCUAUAUUUAAAAACAAAAUUUCUAAAUGGCUGCUAGUGGUGUUGGAAGAGGUCGAGGGUGGUUAAAUUUAAAUAAAAGGUCAAAUCCAAUUCGACCUGGUCCCAUACCAAGUUCUAAUGAAAAUCAGAAUGCAGAAAAAGCUUCCCUGGGAAAGGAUAAAGUGCUCUCAACAUUGGAGGCAUUAGAUGUAAAAGAUGAUGGUAUCCUUUUAAAUCAAAAAUUAAAAUACAUAUUGGAAUGUUUUGAACAAGAAUGCAAAACUGCCAAUGAGGUAGAAGACAAGUUCAAAUUAUUAUAUCAAAAAUGCCUACAAGAUUCUAAAUUAGCUACAAAAUUAGUGCUGAUGGUUUCUUCUUAUUCAUUCAUAACGACAGAGGUUCAUUCAGUAAAGUUGCGAAACAUAUUUAUUAGACAUAUUCAGCAAGAUUUUGAAAAUAGCAAACAGUUACAAACAACAGAUUCUGAUUGUUUUCGCAAUGCCAUACGAAUGUUAGGAGAAUUCUUCAAUAAGGCCAGACUUGUAGAUGGUAGUCAAAUUAAGUUCUUAGCUGCUCCUUUGCUUAGAUAUUUUGAUAUGCUAGUUGAAUCAGCACAACCUGAGGAUUUGGAACUUUUUACAGUUCAGUUAUUUUUAAAUGGGAGUAGUAUCAAAGCAGAAUUUCCUCAGAAAUUGAGUGAAAUAAUGGUUAAAAUACGGGUACUGCUGACUACAGACACUCAGUUGACUAAAAUAUCAAAAUUAUGGCUUUUAUUGGCUUUGGAUGUGGAAAGUCAUCGAUUUAGCUUGCUUACAUCAGAUUUGCAAAAAUUUUACCAGGAUCAGUUAGGGGAUAAGGCUAUGGCUGGAUUUCAGGGCUUCCAUAAUCCUUUAUCUGUAGAAAUUUCGUAUUCAAACAAAACGUUAGAUAGUUAUCAAAGUAGUGUUAAUGUUCUGCAGGUGUCACCACCUGAAUCUACGUCGCCUCUAAGCGACAAUUGUUCAUCUGCUCAAAAUAGUAGCAGUACAUCAAGUCAGGUGGAUUUGGACUUGGCAUUAGCAAUAAAUAAUACAAAGAAUUUUAUGGCAGAUUCUAGUAAUAAUGACUGGUCAGGUGCUAACAAGGAUAGCUCUGGUUCUAGUAAUAUUGGCAGACCUAUUUUGGGGGUCGGUGCGCGCCUUUUAAAAGGUAAAGACUCUAGUCAGUGGGAAAACGGGGAUAAAGGAUGGAAUAAUAGACAAAAAAGUGGCGCAAAUAAGUCAUGGGGCGGGCAGAGAAAAGGACAAAUCCCAUCUAAAAGUAAAGGUUGGGAGCAUGACGAUCGUUUCGAAACAGUUUAUCAGUAAUGGAGCAGCUUUAUUACUAUUAUAUUAGUUUUGUAUAUUUUGUUCGUAAUUAAUUUUAGAAAAACCAUUUAUGUAAGUAAUUUUAAACGAUGCGACAAUGGCUCGAUUGUAUGAAGUGUUAUUAAAACGUAAUCAAGAAAAAAAUGAAUCGAUCUCAAAAGUGAUCUAUUUGGAAUGUUUAAAACAAUAAUCUGUGAUAUCACAGAAAAAUUCUGCAUUCAAUGCACAAUCCUAUAUAAUUAAGUACUUAUAUAUAUUUAUGGGUAAUUAACAUCAAACUUUUUUUAUAUUUUGAUGAGAGCUUUACAGUUAAGAAAAUUAAUUAAAUACUAGAAAUAACGAAUAUGCUGGAAUGUUUUUUAUCUUUCAAUGAAAGCUUUAAAUCGUGGAAAUAAAGUAAAACUAGAAACGACGAAUAUGCUGGAAUAAAUUUAUUGUUUUAUUGCAUUUUAUUAAUAGCUUUUUGUGAUUUACUUAAUGAAUUAUUGGGUAAACGGAUUUUGUUUGCUCAGAAUUUCUAGUACCUAUCUUUUACAAUUUUUAUUAUGUGUCAUCGUUAUUGAGAUGAUGCUUUAUUUAUCGCCAAUUUAUUUUUUUUUUGUAUAC
This is a messenger RNA of Agrilus planipennis (emerald ash borer), 2002 nucleotides long. RefSeq lists its product as uncharacterized. The coding region runs from base 98 to 1396 and encodes 432 amino acids. NCBI's taxonomy places the organism in Eukaryota, Metazoa, Arthropoda, Insecta, Coleoptera, Buprestidae. Gene Ontology annotation, biological process: regulation of translational initiation. The record is from RefSeq and is a predicted model, not a curated record. Gene Ontology annotation, molecular function: translation activator activity. The transcript is spliced from 6 exons.